GUAGGCGGGAGAAAGGGUAGCAACAGUUGCCUCGAGACCCCCGCGCUCGCGCACCAUAGCGACUGUAGUCGUGGAGACCGUUUCUUACCAACAGCGGAGAGCAACAGCAGCAGCAGCAGCGGAAACUGGAGCCGAAGCUCAAAGUGUGUGUGUAUGUGUGUAUGUGUGUGUAUAUGUAUAUGUGUGUAUGUGUGUGAGAGAGAAAAGACAAGAAAACAACCAGAAAGCUGCGAAACACAAGGACAGGCUUUAAACACGCUUCAGCAACAGAGUGAGAGAGAGAGAGAGAGAGAGAGCGAGCAUCAUGCAGAACUCAGAGGGCGGCUCGGAGGCAGCGUCCACAGUGGCGCUACAGACGACCACUUCGGCCCAGGCGCCGGUUGUUCAACCUGUACCUCCGUCACAACAGCGAGUGUUAGUCCAGGCCACAGGCUCGUCCCCAAAGCCACAGGUGCAGCAGCUGUCUAGAGUUCAACAGGUUCCUCAGCAGGUGCAGCAUGUACAGCACGUAUACCCCACCCAGGUGCAGUACGUCGAAGGAGGAGAGGCCGUCUACCCCAACGGCACCAUCCGCACGGCUUACACCUAUAACCACGAUGCCCAGCUCUACGGUCAGGCCAGCGGUAACGCCUACUUUGACACUCAGGCAGGGGCGACGCAGGUCACCACGGUAGUCUCUUCAGCAAGCAGCGUGCCCUCACACGGCAUGGUGGGCAUCGCCAUGGACGUGGGCGGGAGCCAGGUGAUCUCCAGCAGCGGCGCUUAUCUCAUCCACGGGGGCAUGGACGGCCGCCACCACGCCACUUCGUCCUCCCGCUCUUCUUCUGCAAUGCUUGAAAUGGCGAUUGAAAACCUCCAAAAGUCUGAAGGGAUUGCUUCUCACAAGAGCAUCCUGCUCAACAGCCAUCUGCAGUGGCUGUUGGAUAACUAUGAGACAGCGGAAGGAGUGAGUCUGGCACGCUGCUCCCUCUAUAACCACUACCUGCGUCACUGCCACGAGCAGAAGCUGGACCCAGUCAACGCCGCCUCCUUUGGCAAACUCAUCCGCUCAGUGUUCAUGGGGCUGCGGACUCGCCGCCUUGGCACCAGGGGAAACUCAAAGUACCACUACUACGGCAUCCGCGUGAAGCCUGACUCUCCUCUCAACCAACUGCAGGACGACACUCAGUACAUGGCCAUGCGACAGCAGCCCAUCCACCAAAAACAGAGGUUUAAGCCGCUGCAGAAGGUGGGUGGGAUGGGUGAUUGCAUUUCCUUUGGCUCUCAGCACUCCAGCAGCACUCCGGAGCAGAGUGUGGCCGCCCAGAGCCAACACCACCAACAGUACAUCGACGUGUCCCACGCCCUGCCCCCGUUCCCCUCUCUCGCUCUGGACUCCUGUCCGCUGCCGGAGCGCAUCACCAUGAACGACGUGAAGAAGCUACAGAGCAUCUACAGGGACCACUGUGAGGCCACACUAGACGUGGUGAUGAAUCUGCAGUUUCACUUCAUCGAGAAGCUGUGGCAGACCUUCUGGUAUUCAGCACUGCCAUCUAGUGACGGCAACACCACCAUCCCCAGCAGUGAUGAGGAAAUGGAAGGCGUGAUCCCGAGGGAGAAGCUGAUUGCGCUGUGUAAGUUCGAGCCGGUGAAGCAGUGGAUGAGGAGCUGUGAUCACAUCCUGUACCAGGCCCUGGUGGAGAUCCUCAUCCCUGACGUCCUGCGGCCCGUUCCCAGUACUCUCACUCAGGCUAUUAGAAACUUUGCUAAGAGCCUAGAGGGCUGGUUGACUUCAGCGAUGAGUAACUUCCCCCAGGAGAUCGUCCGCACCAAGGCCGCAGUGGUGAGUGCGUUUGCGCAGACGCUGCGCAGGUACACCUCUCUGAACCACCUGGCGCAGGCGGCUCGGGCUGUGCUGCAGAACACGUCUCAGAUCAACCAGAUGCUCAGCGACCUCAACCGCGUCGACUUCGCCAACGUGCAGGAGCAGGCGUCGUGGGUGUGUCAGUGUGACGAGAGUGUGGUGCAGCGUUUGGAGCAGGAUUUUAAGAUGACCCUGCAGCAGCAGAGCUCUCUGGACCAGUGGGCCGCGUGGCUGGACAGCGUGGUGAGUCAGGUGCUGAAACCACACGAGGGCAGUCCCAGCUUCCCCCGCGCUGCACGCCAGUUCCUCCUCAAGUGGUCCUUCUACAGCUCCAUGGUGAUCAGAGAUCUGACUCUGCGCAGCGCGGCGAGUUUCGGCUCUUUCCACCUGAUCCGCCUGCUCUACGACGAGUACAUGUUCUACCUGGUGGAGCACCGCGUCGCCCAGGCAACCGGAGAAACCCCCAUCGCUGUCAUGGGAGAGUUCAGUGACCUCAGCUCGAUGAUGCCAUCCCUCAUGGAGAAAGAUCCGUCAUUCUCAGACGACAUGAGUGACCUGGGCAGCGACGCAGACGUGUCUCGGGGGACAUGCGAGCCCGCCGUGAAGAGAGAGAGAAUCGAGAUUAACCACACUCUGCAGGAGAUCUGAAACCGGUCCAGCGUGUGUGUGUGUGUGUGUGUGUGUGUGUGUGUGUGUGUGUGUGUCUAUGUGUGUAUAUGUGUGCGUGAAUGUGUGUGUCUUUAUAUAUAAGCAAACAUCAGAAUCCACCAUUCUGCUAGUGCGAGUUGGUAUAACACUGGCUGGAUUCUUGUUGUUUGUGAGGAACUAAUGCAGUCUAGAGGCUUUAUAGUUUGUGCUUGAGGUUUGUUUUCUUUUUCCUUUCUUCUUCUUCUCCUUCUUCUUCUUCUCCGUGCCUCUGUGUGUGUGUGUGUGUGUGUGUGUAUGUGUAUAAUUUGUGCCAUAGUAUCCUUUCAGUGCCUUAGACGAGAGCAGAAACCACUCGAGCGCACACCGUGCCUGUCCUGCGGUACGACCGUAUCGUCUCUCGAGCACCUUUGGAAGAAAAAAUUCGAGAUCCCCGUAGUGUUGGCUGCUUUCGCUCGGGUUCCACACCAACACACGAUAAAUCCCCUCCCUGAACAAACAUACGAAGCACCCCGUCCGUACGAGCACCCCGUCCGUACGUAUGAGCCGUCGAUACCUCAACUGUUUCUAUGCUGCGCUGUGUUUUUAUGUAAAGAGAUUCAACCGUCCGAGAGCUGCUCCUCAUGUUUGUUCUUGAUGUAUAUAAAGUUGGCUUUAUGGUUAGCGAUUAACACCUACGUUCACACCAGCGAGCGGCAAGCCACCGUUCGCCCUCUACGUUAUGUUCACGAAAACAGAGCCGUGAUCUCGGCGACAUUUGAAUUGACGUUUUCUCUAUUAUAUGCAAAUUAGGUACAAGAAGACAAAGCGACAAAUCCGAACGAUUGACUUGACAGAUUCCUCGGAUCGAUCCUGUGGCGUCUGUCGUCAAACACAAAAUGCAGGAAAUAUGUAUAACGUUGGUUUCAUCUGAUCCUGACUUAAAGUAAAUGUGUAUAGAGACAUUACGAGGAAAAAUAAAACUCGGAAGAAGGACAUUUCAGAGAUCGUCUGCACCGUGUGUGUGUGUGUGUGUGUGUGUGUGUGUGUGUGUGUACGGAAACCUGUAGUCAGCUUGCUUUGCUAAUCUGUUACAAAGCUAGUCUGAAGUCUAGCAAGUGACAUGCAAAUCAAACAACCAAUUUGCACACUGAUUAUUUAAUUUGGGUGUUACUAGUUAGCUUUAGAAGUUAUAUAUAGCUACUUAUAAGAACUAGAAAUAAAUGCUUGGCAGGCCACGCCCACAAGGUAUCUGUAUUUCUACACACCAACAAGAGACGAAUUACAACCGAAACGAGUGAAUUGUCGCCUGCUAGUGUGAACACAGGGUCUAAACUUUUGUCCCAGUAACAGCUGAGUCAGUAGUGAAGACCCGAAUCGAGGCGUUCCAGCGUUUUUUCUUUUUUUUUUUUUUUCGUAGGAUUUAAAUGUCUGUAUGGAUGGAAGUGUUGGUGUGCCGCGUACGUGUAACAGAACGACAGUCUGAGCUCGCUGGUUUGUUCCGAACACUGCCUCUCACACACAAACAUAGGAUGUUAAACCUUAUACAUAACAUGUACAUUUUAUCAUUUUUAAUAGAUUCAAUUUUUUUAAAAUUACGAUUUUAAAUGGAAUGAUUGAUUGUUAUUGUGUGAUAUGAAUACUCAAGAUUUCUAGAUAUUUUAUAAAACCUUUCAUUCACCCUUAAACUGAAAUAUGCACACACACGUCGCCUUGGUGCUGGAUUUCCGAUUGUGCUUUUUGUUCUCGUUGUAUGAAAACAUAUCUAUUUAUAUAAAAGUGCCCGAUUUUCCUGUUUAAUAUCCCGUUAAACUCUUGAUUAUUUGUUUUUAAUUGAAAUUUUUUCCAAGUUAGGAUAUUAGAACUCGUUCAGCUCCCGGUUUGUCGCUCGCGUUGUGUUUCUUUCUCCGUGUUUACAGAUGCAGUAUGAUUUUUUUUUUUUUUUUUUUUUUUUUUUUUUCCCCCUCCUAAAUUUUACACCUUUUAUCCGGGACGUGAUUUGUUGUCUCCGUGGCCUUUUUUCUCUCACUCUAUUAUUGGUUAUGAGCGUUUCAGGCUGUUAGUGCGUUUAAGGAAAUUUGUGUAACUUGGUAAUAGUUUUUUUUUUUUGUAUUGCUGUUUUAGAUGGAUUAUUUUUUAUUUUUAUGGGAGUAGAUAUGAUUCUUCUCACAACUAUAUUUUGAGGAAAAAAAAAAAAAAACAACCGUUCUUGAAUAUUCUUACCUAGGCUAAGAACAGACUGCAGUCUGUAAUAAAAUCUUACUUCAGUUGUAUUUUGUACUGGUUUAAAAGAAAAAAAAAUAAAAGAAGUGUAAUAAAUUGGUGUAAACCACUUAA
Molecule: messenger RNA, 4804 nt
Organism: Pangasianodon hypophthalmus (striped catfish)
Lineage: Eukaryota; Metazoa; Chordata; Actinopteri; Siluriformes; Pangasiidae
Gene: rfx2
Product: regulatory factor X, 2 (influences HLA class II expression)
Exons: 19
Coding region: 305-2491 (728 amino acids)
Biological process (GO): regulation of transcription by RNA polymerase II
Cellular component (GO): nucleus
Molecular function (GO): DNA-binding transcription factor activity, RNA polymerase II-specific; RNA polymerase II cis-regulatory region sequence-specific DNA binding
Source: RefSeq, a predicted model, not a curated record